CCGCUCCUCCUCUUCCUCUGUCGUCAUCAUCACCACGUCCCUCCUCUUCAUGUAAACGCCCCCUUUGUACCCCCUGUGUACACACAUCCCACUUCUCACCCUUAUUAUUCAUCUCAAUAUUUAUAUCCAUCCGCUCACCAGCGGGCUUGCCCCCCUGCCCCAGUGCGCCUCAGCCCCCAUCGUGACGCGGCCCGGAGACAAAGGAAGCCCUAGGGAGCGAAAAAGGUGCGAGUUUUUCUUUAACCCCCAGAUGCAAAGAAGGGACCCGGGAGAUAGGGAGAAAUAAGCGCCGCUCGGCCGGGGGGGGUCUUCUCUUUAACCGAGAGGAUUAGCAUCGGCUUGGCCACCUCUCAUCCCUCCUGUUGCCUGUAUGUAUUUACUGUCAGCCCCUACAACUAGCGAACACCCAGGCCCACACGGAGAGCAACACAAGGCAAGGAGGCUACGGACCCAGGACAACACGGCGCUGAAUGCAGAAGCACUGCAGUAUUCCCUAACAUUAGAGAAGACUUGUCCAGUGCAUAUGCGUUGACAUCUGAAUGAUAUUACUCUGCACCAGUUCGGCAGUGCAAAGACUAACAGGGAUGCCAAAAGAAAAAUAUGACCCUCCUGAUCCUCGCAGAAUUUAUACCAUCAUGUCAGCAGAGGAGGUGGCCAAUGGAAAAAAGUCACACUGGGACGAGUUGGAGAUUUCUGGUAGGGUGCGGAGCUUGAGUACGUCGCUGUGGACCUUGACGCACUUAACAGUGUUGCACCUCAGCGAUAAUAAUCUCUCUCGUAUUCCACCUGAUAUCGCCAAGCUCCAUAAUCUGGUUUAUCUGGACCUUUCAUCCAAUAAACUCAGAAGUUUACCAGCAGAGCUAGGGAACGUAGUGUCUCUCAGGGAAUUGCUUUUAAAUAACAAUCUGUUACGGGUUUUACCUUUUGAACUGGGGCGACUGUUCAGGCUUCAGACCUUGGGGUUGAAAGGCAAUCCUUUAUCACAGGACAUUCUUAGCCUGUACCAGGAACCAGACGGGAUGCGAAAGCUACUGAAUUACAUGCUUGACAAUCUAUCAGUUCAUCCAGAACAGCUUCCUCACAGGCCGUGGAUUACAUUAAAAGAACGAGACCAAAUUCUACCCUCCGUUUCCUUCACAGUAAUGUGCUACAAUGUGCUGUGUGAUAAAUAUGCUACCCGGCAGCUGUAUGGCUAUUGCCCAUCAUGGGCAUUAAACUGGGAGUAUCGAAAGAAAGGCAUCAUGGAUGAGAUUAUCAGUUGCGAUGCAGACAUCAUCAGUCUUCAGGAAGUUGAAACCGAGCAAUACUUCACUCUUUUUAUGCCAGCAUUAGAGGAACGUGGAUAUGAUGGAUUUUUCUCUCCAAAGUCACGUGCCAAAAUCAUGUCCGAUCAAGAGAAAAAGCACGUGGAUGGUUGUGCAAUAUUCUUCAGAACAGAAAAAUUCAGUCUAGUGCAAAAGCACACAGUGGAAUUUAAUCAGAUUGCAAUGGCAAACUCUGAGGGGUCCGAAGCUAUGCUGAACAGAGUGAUGACAAAGGACAACAUUGGUGUCUCUGUUUUGUUGGAGGUGCAUAAAGAUUUUUCUGGUGCUGGCAUGAAACCCCAUCACUCAUCGGAAAAACAGCUGCUUAUGGUGGCAAAUGCUCACAUGCACUGGGACCCUGAGUAUUCAGAUGUGAAGCUCAUCCAGACCAUGAUGUUUGUCUCUGAACUGAAAAGCAUUAUUGAGAAGGCAGCAUGUAGGCCAGGGAGUCCCACUCCAGAUCCUAAUUCCAUCCCCUUUGUGUUGUGUGCUGAUCUCAACUCUUUGCUAGAUUCAGGUGUGGUGGAGUAUCUGACAAAUGGAGGGGUAGCCGACAAUCACAAGGAUUUCAAAGAGCUCCGAUACAAUGAGUGUCUCACUAACUUCAACUGCAAUGGGAAGAAUGGGACCCCAGAUGGAAGAAUCACACAUGGCUUCCAGCUGAGGAGUGCCUAUGAAAACAACUUGAUGCCUUACACAAAUUACACCUUUGAUUUCAAAGGUGUUAUUGACUACAUCUUCUAUUCCAAGACACAUAUGGACGUUCUUGGCAUCCUGGGGCCUUUAGAUCCACAAUGGAUGAUGGAUAACAACAUCACUGGCUGCCCGCACCCCCACAUCCCUUCUGACCACUUCUCACUGUUAACGCAGCUGGAACUCCACCCUCCAUUACUGCCUAUCAUUAACGGGGUGCACUUGCCAAGCAGGAGGUAGUGCUGGCUUAGGGCUGAGCACCUGUUCUCAUGGACCUGUACAGCUGUUAAAAUGAGUCUGUAGGAGUGAAGUAUGGCCAACCUUAAGCUGCUUUCUCACAGCUACUUCCCUUCUGGCAAUGCAGUGAUUCUGCGUGUCAUGUCAGGGAGGAAAUAUUUUGGCAUUAGGGCUGGUACAGAAUCUGUCCUCCCUCCGCCCCUUUUGUGUUUGAUUCUUUUAAUGUGCUUACUGUUUUAUUUCCUAGCGCCCGUUCUCCUUGCAAACAACACAGCUUGCAAGAACUUCUAUGAAUGUGAUUUCCAAUUCAUUAUUUUUUUUUUUUCCUUUUCAUCUUUGAUUUGCUGAAUCCUGUGAAGGAUUACAUUAAACUACUUGGGCAAUAGAGAGCAUUUCAGGCCGCAGAAUCUCUCUAAUGUCCAAUCCAUUGAUGAACUUUCUUCCCUGUUCCCUUUUAGUUGCCGUUACCAUGUCAUACAAAUACAGGUCAUGUGAUAAUUGCUUUUAUUCCGUUCUUGAGAGUAGCCUAGGUUUUGUUUUUUUUUUUUGUUGCACGUACUCCCACGCAGUGUAUUUGACAGGAAAUGGUAAUGCAGAGGUUGAAUUAGACAGUAUCCUAUUUUGAGCUUUUUCAGUUACUUUUCCAUUUCCCAAGGAGACAUGGAGAGCCACAAUGUAUAGCAUUUCCAUGUGUCUCCUCUAAAUUACACAGCUGAUUUUACCCCUGUCUUACUCUUUCCCUCAUCAUUUGUGAGGUUCAUUUUCAUCCUUAAGAGACUUCACCUUCUAAAGCAGUCUGGCAUAAUGUUCCACUUGGCUGGGUAGAAUGAUUUCUGCAUUCUAUAGUUAUUUGAUGCUGAAGGCAGCUUGGAUUUGUAAUAGCAGCAACUAGUGGCAGAAUUUUGUCAUUGUCACACCACGCAUUCCAGUUUGCAUUAAUCCAGAAUAUUCACAUGUUGCUAAAUACAGUAUGGGAACUCGCAGUAUUUUUAAUACCAUUUUUUUUGUUUAUGUCCUCUGGCAAUGUAAGGCCAAACAAAGCUUGGGAGGCUAACCCCGUAACCAAAGAUACAAUUUUUGUAAACAAAGUGUAUAAACCAACAUGUCAUAAACACUUUUCCUUGACACUUUUCAUUGCAUUCAGACCUUUGCACUCUAAUUAAAACAACUUACAAAUUUUUUUUCCUCAGAGCCAAAUCACAUAUGAUGUAUGAUCACCAAAUAUUAUGGACGUUAGCGUAACAGUUGUUGGAAAGAGAAGGAAUGUAUGCUGGAAUUCUAGGUGCAUUCAAUUGAGAGAACUUAGAUUUUUAUCCAGAGGCGAAAGGUCUGUACCAUCUGCUAUAUCCCGCUACAGCAUAGCCCUUAUUUUAAAUGCCAACAAGCCUUUUUGUAGUAGUUUCCAUAAACUAGCCUAGGCCUAGUUCCUAAAGUUGGUGUUUGCAUAUGUUAUAUCCAUGCACAGAUCUAAAGUGAUUUUAAUGUUGCCAGAUCUUUAUUGCUUUUCACUCCCUGUUUUGAAUUAUAGGUUAGUGCAAGGUUGUAUUAAAAAAAAAAAUUAAAGCAGUUGCUGGGACGCCUGGUUAUGAAGGGGUUAAGCAGUUAUGGUGCUGUUUUCCCAUUUAUUAAGAACUGCACCAGCUAAAGGCCCUUAGAUGCAAAACUCUCUGUACUUCUUUGAUGUUCUGCUUUUUUUGCUGCUACAGGAUGUUUUUAUGAAAUCUAUAUAUAUUUAAUAUAUUUUGGGGGAUUUUUGUUGUAACUUUUUUUAAAGAAAACGUUUGCACUUUAUUGCUUCGUGCCUCACAGUGUCAAAACUUCUCAAAAGGAAAAGAUUAUUUUUCAAUCUGAGGCCAAUUCAUCUUGUCAUAGCUUGGGCAGGUCUUAUCUAGUAUGAUUUGUGACCUCUUUGGGGCUGAUGGGGAAAAAAAAAUUUGUCUACUAACAAGAUCUCUUUAUGGUAUAUAUUUGGGCAGCUCUGGAAGAUCCCUGGUGCCAUAUAUCUUAGAGAAUCUUGGUUUUCCCUAAACUUUUCCACCUUAAAUGCAGCUUAAAACACUACUAAGGAUUGUGUUCUCUAACUAUCCAAAUACCUAGUUUAUUUAAUUCGGAAGUUUAUUUGUAUGCGCCUCUUAAAUGUAGACCAAGGAAGUGAAAUUAAUUUUAGAUCUAGUCCUGAGAAAUGUAUAGUGGUAAAGCUAACACACCUACUAAAGUAACCAAGCUAGACAUGCCUCAAACCUGCAUCCCAGCAAGGCUCUUCCUUGAUAUACAGAGAGCUUAGACAGUUCCCAGUUUAGUUCAUGAUGUCCUGGAACAGGGCCAUUCCAAAAUUGCUGACAUAUCUAGCUAUGUCCUGCAGAAUUGUAUUGCCCCUUAAAACUUCUAACACACAAUACUGUAGCAAAUAAGUCCAGACUUUGUUUUGCUAAUACAAUCAAUGGUGAAAUGACUUUGCCACGAAAAAAUGGUACUUGUACCUUUUAGCUCCUGGGUGGAAUAAAAUGGCAGCUAUAACAUUUGAUAAAAUCUUUUCUUUAUUUGGCCUUCGUGAAAUCUCUUAAGGCUUUUUAGCUUUUAAUAGUAUAACCCCCUCCCCCCCAAAACAGUAUUUGCCUUUUGAGAAAAUUGCACAUGUGAGCAUUGCUUGUACUGUAGAUAUAAUUGGCUAUAUUUGUUGCUUUUUAACCCCUUCACCACCAGCAGUCCACAACUAAUUCAUAUGAUCCUUAAAAUACUAAAGGGAAGAAUCAUGUAGCAUUGACUUUUAUUUCUUUUUUUUGCUCUUGCUCUCUGGUAGGUCCAGCGGCACAUUUAUCUACCCUGUUGUUUAAUUCAGUUAAUUUCUUUGAAAAUCUAAGUUUGUUAUUCCUUUUAAAGCUGGUAAUCUUGCAUACAUAGAGAUGAUGUGAAAUAAAACUUCCUUUUUAUAUUGACGUGAAUGAAUUGAUGAACGCUAUAGUGGUCAUACCUCAUGAGAUUAAAUAGUAUUUUUUUAAGAAAUUAAUUGUUUGUUGUAUAAAGAGGGGAAAAGUCAGUUUGUGACAUGUCUGGGACCUGUUUAGUUUUUUCCUUCCCUGGUUGUUCUGCUUGAAUGUAUAGGGAUUUAUCUUCACAAAUAUAUACCAGUAAGCCAACAGUACAAAUUGAAUCAAAACAGUGAAAAGAUUUUUUUUUUUUGCUUUGUGUCGACCUUUUAUCUUUAUGAAUCUGUGCCAUAUGCAUGAUGCAACAGUACCUUUGCCAAGAACCAUACUAGAGAAAUGAAUGGUCCUUAGGUGCAGGUUUAACUCAUUUCAUGCUACUUGCACAGACCAUACUCCAGUCACUGUUAAAGGAGCACUACUGCUAAACUGCAACUUGCGCUUGUAUGAAAUUUCAUUGGUGUUAUGAAGAAUAGAGGGAAACUAACCGAAGAAGAAACUACAAUUUAACCGCAAGAUGUUGUUUAGUAUUUGUGCUGUUUUAAAAAAAACAAAAACUUUCAUUUGUUCUUUCUUUAUUGCGCUUGGUUUUGCAUCCAAAAUAUUUGCACAGGCUUGUUUGUUUUGAAAAUCAAUAAUGCCUAAAUUUUUUUCUAGUGAUAUUUUCCAUACAAAGAUUAAAAUAAAGCUGAUUUUUUUUUUUUUUUAACUCCUCCUCCCAAACUUUGUUUAGUGUCCCUGUAAUCUUCUAUGUUGGCAACAAACGUUUGCUUCAAAGACUUCAUGCACUCAAUUGCAUUGUAGAACUUCCAUAUGGCAUCCUUUUUAUUGUGAGAAGUCCAUUAAUGUCUAAUAUUUCCAAGUACGUAAGCGGAUAAUAUUGGACGGUGGUUGGAAAGCUUUUGUGUCUUUCCCCUUUCACCUGUACAGUUGAGACUUCAAAGAGCCAGUUUCUCUAUUUCAAAGCAAAUCUAAAGGCAUCCAAUGAAAUCAGGAUGGGAUUUAAAGGGACAUUUCCAUACUAAUGCCUAUUACGUUGUAAUGUCAUGUUUCCAAGGGAUUACAUAAUGAAAUGUGAACCUAACUGAAAGACAUACAAAUUAUUCAAAGGAAGACUGCAAUAUAUAUUUUGUCAAGCGAACAGGUUUGGAAAUGUUUGUAGUUGUGUGAUAUUUGCUGUCCUGCGGCUGCCUCAGGGCCAGACUUCUUACUGGAAUAAGGUAUUCAAAUGUUUCUCACAUGUUUUUGUUUCACAAUUAUCUGGUGUCAAGUUUUUAACCAGCAGCACUGCCGAAGGAAGCAGAUCAAUAAAAUUAAAAAAAAAAAAAAAAAAGUAAAAUCCUGGCCCUAUUCAAGGGUGGUGAUUUUUUUUAAUGAAAGUGAUUUUAUGUAAUAAAAGAAACUGUAUGAGAUAGCUAUUUUCUAUUUCUGUGUGUAUUAAACUGGUGAAAAAAAAAAUUGUCAAUUCUCUAACAACGUAUAUUCUUGACUGGCACAAAAUCUUGCGAUAUGUCCACAUUUUUAUACACAUGACAUAACCUCUUUCUCUCCAUGAGCAAGUAAUUUACCUUUAAAGCUUAUCUUAGUUGAAGGAAAAACCAUCUACAGGUUUAUUUUCCUUAUGUGGCCACAUAUAUUUGAACCAGCUCAGAUUCCAUUCUCUGUGAGCAUUUAAUCCUGCAGCCAUGAAGUUUGUUUACGGCUCGUUUUUUUGUUGUAAUCGGUUCUUUUAUAGUAACGUUUGUAUUGCCUGCUUUGCUUUCUUGGUAUGAACUGCAAAUAGGACUUCAAUACCUUGCUGGAAGCAAAUGGAGGAAAAGAACUGUAUGUUGAGGAGUGAAUAAACAACCAUUAUAACGCAAAUGUAUGUACACCACUGUGCCCCUUUAAAUCCAGCAACUUUCUAAGGCUGAUGAACCAUUGGUUCCCAUAACACUUCUGCCAGCAAAGUGCUCUGAUCAGUCAUUUUGUGAAAACUAGAGCACUAUAGGCUGUCCGGUAUCCCCCCAUAAAGAUGCAUGUAUUCAGAAUCACACAGCAGCAACACAAAUUCUUGACAUCCACUUUUUUUUUUUUUUUUUCAUCCUAAACUCUUAAGGCCCUGCUGCAACAUUUUCUUAAAAAUAAACAUUGUUGGAAGGUAAAAAUGCAAGGGCAGGGUUAAGAACCAUUCUUAUUGAUUCUCCCCCCUCCCCUUUAUUUUGAACUAGUUACCAUGAUGAAGUGAAAAGUGUUUACAAGUAAUGCAUAGACUAGUCUGUAAAGAGGUAGAUCUUUACACACAAGGCCAAAACUGCACACUGGCUAGUGAUAAUUGUGACCACCACAUUUCCAAGUAUGUUGAACUGCUGUCUUACUGCAUCUUGCUCCAUGUUUUUUUUAUGGUCUGUUUAUUGUCCUUUGUCCACAACAGUAGUGACGUUUAGGAUUGUUUAAAGCUUUAUGGGAACUAUUUUAUCAGCAUUCUUAAUGUUUCAUUGCAAUUAAAAUGUGUCUGCACCAGUAUGACUGCUUUCUAUUUUGCUCACUUUCAUAUACCAUGAGCUUGCCCAAAUUAAACAAAUACAAAGCUCCACUUUA
This is a messenger RNA of Xenopus laevis (African clawed frog), 7738 nucleotides long. It is a transcript of the gene cnot6l.L, whose product is annotated as CCR4-NOT transcription complex subunit 6-like L homeolog. The transcript is spliced from 13 exons. Gene Ontology annotation, molecular function: poly(A)-specific ribonuclease activity; 3'-5'-RNA exonuclease activity; catalytic activity. Gene Ontology annotation, cellular component: cytoplasm; nucleus. NCBI's taxonomy places the organism in Eukaryota, Metazoa, Chordata, Amphibia, Anura, Pipidae. The coding region runs from base 540 to 2237 and encodes 565 amino acids. The record is from RefSeq and is a predicted model, not a curated record.